AGCUGCUGUUGCGGUUUGCACCUGGUCCAGACCAGUUCGACGUUCCAAUAGACCAGCCACAAUGAGAUACCUGGCGGCAUUUGCGAUUCUCGCUGUUUUUGCACUGACUUUCACAGAGGCGGCUGUUUACAUUGGCGGCGGUUGCUACGACUGUAAUCCGCCCGGAGGCCAGGGACCCGGAGUCUACACAGGUGUGAACGGAGGACGCGGAGGAGGAGGUGGAGGUGGAUACAACGGAGGAGGAGGUGGAUACAACGGCGGCGGUGGAGGAGGAGGUGGCCGUCGUCCAGUAUAUUCGGGCAACUUUGGACCCGGCUAUAGCAACGGCGGAGGAGGAGGAGGUGGUGGAGGUGGCUACGGAGGAGGGGAUGGUUACGAUGAUGGCGGUCUUACGCAGAUUAUAAGCGGCUGAGAUUAUAAUCUCGAAGCUUUGCUAGCGCUAAGCUCGCAGAGCUAGCAUCGUCAGAAACUAAGGUUACAUAGACUUAAAUAAAACAAAUAUAUAUAUUUUA
Drosophila yakuba is the source of this 512-nucleotide messenger RNA. It is a transcript of the gene BomT3, whose product is annotated as glycine-rich cell wall structural protein. The transcript is spliced from 2 exons. The record is from RefSeq and is a predicted model, not a curated record. Bases 62 to 412 code for a protein of 116 amino acids. Lineage: Eukaryota; Metazoa; Arthropoda; Insecta; Diptera; Drosophilidae.